GUUGGCAACUUUUCCCGCGCAACGGCCUUUACCCAAACCCGACGUCGAUUGACUCGUGUGUCUUUUUUUCUUCUUUCGCAAACGUACCUUCGAUCCGGCACCAUCAACAUCACAUCACACUCAUGCUUUGGCAAAGGUCAAUGGGCGCUUGAACAAAUUUGAGCUCCGCCUCUUCUCGGACUUGCUUCCGGGCUGGGCGGAGCACAUCUCUUCCCGUACUUGAGCGAGCAAGCCACGAGACGAGACCCCAUCGUCCCUGAUGCCACUGGCCUCGCACCUUGCGCUAAGACAUGGCUCCCUUGGCUAUGCCUGGUGCUUGAAGCCGUCGCGCAGUUUCGGUGGCAUACACGGUCGACAACUGAUCCCGCGGAACCCAUGGCAGUCCUCGGUUGUCACUCAACGGUCGCCACCAAGCUCCAGAUUUCGCACUGAUGCUUGGCCACAUUCCCGUCGACUCGGUCACCCCGAGAAGGGCUCUGCACAGUCGGAGCCUAGACUGCGAUACACCGAGGUCGAUGAACAUGGCAGCAUCACCCAGUCGGUGUCGUCAAGCCGUUCGGAGCUCCUGGCCAAGUAUGGUCUUGCCCCGAGGGAUAUUCGCAAGAUCGAUUCUUCCACUCUGUCGCACAUCUUGAUCCGGCCGACGACUGUGCUUCUUCAUCUGUUCCACCUCAAGGUCCUUGUGCAAAGGAACCGCGUCCUUCUUUUCGACAGCUUUCAGUCUUCUCCCGAUGCAUCUUCAACCGUCUCGCCUGCCUCCCGCUCGGCUCUCUUGCGUGAUUUGCAAGAUAGGAUUCGACAGCCGACCAACGGCAGCCAGCCUCAAACAAACGAUGAUACAUCCUCGGCUCCGUUGCCGUAUGAGUUUCGGGCGCUUGAGGCAGUGCUCGGGUGCGUCGUGACGGAACUCGAGCGCGAGCUAUACACCAUCAAAGGACCAGCGCUGCAACUGCUUAAAUCACUUGAAGAAGAGGUGGAUUCAGGUCUGGAUCGACGGAAGCUACAUGUUCUUCUCAAUCUCCACAACCAACUUUCGAGGUUUGCUCAACAAGCAGACCUGGUCCGGACCGCCGUGGAGGAUGUUUUGGACUAUGAAGACUCGAUGGCGGCGCUGUACCUCACCGAUAAAGCCGAGGGACGGGCAAGGGCGACGUUUGACGAUCUCACUACGGUGGAAUUGCUGCUGGACUCGUACUACAGGCUUUUUGACGAGAUUGCACAGGAGGCGCAGAACCUGGUCGUCACCAUCCGGAAUACGGAGGAGAGCGUCAGCGCAAUUCUCGACGCCAACCGCAAUCUGUUGAUGCUUUUGGACCUCAAGUUCCGGAUGGGUACACUAGGUCUGGCCAUGGGCUCCUUCUUCUCAGCCUUCUACGGCAUGAACAUCAUGAGCCACAUACGGGAAUAUCUCUGGGCAUUUCCAGGCGUCUCAGCCACAUCCGCUGUUCUUGCAAUCGUAACCAGCUGUUAUGGCAUGCUCGUGUUGCGCAAGUUUGUCCGGCUUAGGCUGUCUGGCCGAGGGGAUGCCGCGACGGCUGCUCGGAAAGUCCGAUGAGCUCAGUACGGCUUCUCGAUGUAACAUAUUGUUUCUAUUAAAGACCACAACCAAGCCUCCAAAACACUGGCCGACUUUGUUAUCAGCGGCCAUGAACGGGUCCCGCAGAGUAAGAUACUGCUCAGCAAAAAGGACGUCCACGUCAACCUGACAAAGUCACGGAAGCGUGGUUCCAGGUGCGAUCUGCCUGUCAUGCAUCGCUGAUCUGUACCAAACCUAUCUCGAAACUUAAUACAUUAAUUAUCCACUCUAUGAAUAUGCUUGAAA
Molecule: messenger RNA, 1822 nt
Organism: Pyricularia oryzae 70-15
Lineage: Eukaryota; Fungi; Ascomycota; Sordariomycetes; Magnaporthales; Pyriculariaceae
Product: inner membrane magnesium transporter MRS2
Exons: 2
Coding region: 260-1555 (431 amino acids)
Biological process (GO): mitochondrial magnesium ion transmembrane transport
Cellular component (GO): mitochondrial inner membrane
Molecular function (GO): magnesium ion transmembrane transporter activity
Source: RefSeq, a predicted model, not a curated record